GUUUUGUAAUUCUCCGGGAGGGCCUGAGCCCAAUCCCAUUUAUUCCGCCUCCCUAUUUCAUGCUUUUGCUCACUUCUUACGGCCGACGUGUGCUCUCCCUCCUCGCCCUCCUCCUCUGGCCACGAUGCGCCACGAUCCUCCGCCAGGAGACGGGGUCCCAGACAGCGAGGACCCGGCGCCGCACAACGCCUUCUGCUGGGAGGAGGCCUGCGCCCACGAGCACGGCGGCAAGCACAGGAAGGACAGCGACGGCGACGGUGUCCCCGACAGCGAGGACCCGGCGCCCUACGAGAAGACGUGCUGGAAGAAGAGCUGCGUGGACAGCGACGGGGACGGAGUGCCCGACAGCGAGGAUGCGGCCCCGUACGACCCCACCUGCUGGGCCACGUCGUGCAUCACGCAAGGGGAUAUCGACGGAGACGGCGUCCUGGACAGCAAGGACACGUCGCCGUACGAUGCCAAGCAGGGGGGCGAGGUGCCGAUGACGGGCCGCUUCAAGUCUGGAUACAAGGACUCCGACGGGGACCAUGUGCCAGAUUCUGAAGAUCCAGCCCCUUGCGACCCAUCUUGUCCACCAAGGCCGUGCGAUUCCCUUCCUUGCCCUGGGGACUGCGUCCAGGAGGGCGACGCCGAUGGAGACGGUGUCCCCGACGACGAGGACGCGGCCCCGUGCAACAGCGCAUGCUCGUCAGAGAGUUGCUACGACGGCGACAAGGACACCGAUGGUGAUGGAAUUCCAGAUCGCCAGGAUCCCGCACCGCUCAACCCGCUCUGCUGGGAGGAGGCCUGCGUCGACAGCGACGGCGACGGGGUGGCGGACAUCGCGGACGCCGCCCCCUACAACCCGAUGUGCCACGAGCAGGGCUGCGCCGCUGACGGGGACACCGACGGGGACGGGACGCCCGACAGCGAGGACGAGUACCCAUACGACUUCAACUGUGCGCACGGCUUCUGUCCGGAGGGUGUUCAUGGUCAAGGCAACCAAGGGGUGCAGCGGCAUUCUGACCACCAGCCGCUGCAGGUUGACAACAGGACCUUCCAGGCCACGUUUAAGGACACCGACGGCGACGGGAUACCCGACGAUGUGGACCCGGCCCCGUACGACCCGACCUGCCCAGAGUUGCCGUGCCCUUCCUUCGACUGCCCAGGGGAUUGUGCCGACGGGGAGGACUCCGACGGCGACGGAGUUCCGGACAGCGAGGAUCCAGCUCCGCACGACUACACCUGCCACGACACCUCGUGCGUCGACAGCGAUGGUGACGGCAGGCCCAACGCCGAGGAUGCUGCGCCCUACGACCCGAGAUGCUGGGAGGAGUCCUGCAUCAAGGAUGGUGAUGCGGAUGCCGAUGGGGUGCCUGACAGUGAGGAUCCAGCUCCGCACAAUGCGCUGUGCUGGGAGGAGGGCUGCUCUGGCGACGCGGAGGAGGCCGCGAAGGACAGCGACGGGGACGGAGUCUCCGACCUGCUGGACGAGGCGCCUUUUGACCCGCACUGCUCGGAGAAGCUCUGCGUCGACAGCGACGGAGAUGGGGUUGCCGACACGGAGGACGCGAACCCCUACGACCCCAGCUGCUGGGACGCCGCCUCGAACUGCACCCAGGAGGGCGACAUGGACGGCGACGGAGUGCCUGACAUCGAGGACAUGGCUCCCUACAUCCACGGCGCCGGGGCGCAUGCGGCGCGCCAGCCAUGGGAGAUCAUCCAUCACAAGUACGGACGAGCAUCCUUCCCCGCGAACUCCGGCGAUGCCAUUGUUGGUGACAAGAAGAUCGACUGGGACAGCAUGACACGUGCCAACGGACCCCACUACGUCGGCGACUGGCGCGAGGAGUGGCCCGCGGCCGAGGAGACCGAGGCGGAUUCCAUUGCUCGCAUCUGCAAGGACCACCCCAAGAAUGCCUGGUGCAAGAAGUGGUCUCGGACAUACAGAAGGUCGUAGUUGGCGUCUGGGCCGUGGGAUUGUUGGCUGGGCGUGCUUGGUAGCGCAGUGCGGGAUCUCUUUAGUAGUGCCCACCGCGCCUGCUUAGCUGGCAGGGACCCAGGCGCGCCGCGCCGCAGUGUGCAGCGUGCGAUGCGCUGCGAGGUGCAUCCUCCGGAUCGGCCGGAAAAGUCGGCCUGCAUUGCUGUUAAUUUUUAUCGCGGGACGGAACGAUGAAGACGA
This is a messenger RNA of Prorocentrum cordatum, 2161 nucleotides long. The record is from the annotation of a GenBank genome assembly. Lineage: Eukaryota; Dinophyceae; Prorocentrales; Prorocentraceae.